AUGAGUAAUUACAUAUUUGAGCUCUUCAGUGAAAUAGACUAUGAUUAAAAAGGCUUUAUAAUUAAAAAGGAUAUCAAGAAAUUCCUUACAACCUUAAAUUAUCCAAUUAUACCAAAUUAAAUACGCCAAAUAUUCUAAGAAGGUGAUUUAAAUAACGACAAUAAAAUAUAAAUAGAUGAAUUUGAGCAAUUAUUUACAAACUAGAAGUCCAAAAUUUAAUAAAUCUUUGAAUAAAUCGAUUUAAAUAAUGAUGGUUAUUUAAACCGCGAAGAAAUUAUGAAAACUUUCCAAAAAUAAAACUUUUCAGAUUAAUAAAUCGAGAAAUUAGUCUCAGUCCUAGAUUUUGAUAAAGACAAUCAUAUUUCAUUAAAAGAAUUCGUUAAAUUCUAUUUCCUACUUCCUUCUGAAAAUAUUAAAGCUCUUUUUGACAUUUGGGAGCGUGCUUCGGAAAUUAAUAACCAAGAAUUCGUCUCUAUUCCUAUAGAAAAAGAUAAUAAAGUACCCACUUAAGACAUUCUUAUUGCAGGAGCAGUCGCAGGAGCAUUUUCAAGAACUGUCACAGCCCCUUUAGACCGAUUAAAAACACUUAUGUAAUCUUAAACUAAGGAAAAUAGUAUUGGAAUAGUGAAAGGGUUUGUAAAUAUAUAUUAAAAAUAAGGCAUUAAAGGCUUCUUUAGGGGUAAUGGCACUAAUGUGAUUAAAAUAGCUCCCGAAACUGCAUUUUAAAUGCUUUUAUAUGAUAAAAUAAAAGCCAUAGUUUCAUCUGGUAGAUCAAAACAAAGUCCUUUUGAAAUGUUUUUAUCCGGUAGUCUAGCAGGUAUUUCCUCUACUGUUUUAUUUUUUCCUAUAGACAUUGCAAAAACUAAGUUAGCAUUAACAGAUUCUUCGGUUUAUAAAGGACUUUUUGAUUGUGUAUAAAAAAUAAAUAAAUAAGAAGGUCUUAAAGGGUUAUAUAAAGGAAUUUUACCAACAUUAUAUGGAGUUAUUCCUUAUGCGGGAAUAAAUCUAACUACUUAUUAACUUUUAAGAGACUAUUAUAUAUAAAAUUGUACUGAAAGCCCUUCACCGAUAGUACUUAUGGGAUGUGGGGGUAUUUCUAGUUUAUGUGGUUAAGUUUUUGCUUAUCCAUUUUCUUUAGUUAGGACUAAGUUGUAAAUGUAAGGUAUUCCAGGAUUUAAGUAAUAAUAUGAAGGGAUGGGAGAUUGCUUUAUAAAAGUGUUUAAAUAAGAUGGAUUUUGCGGAUAUUUUAGAGGAAUUUUACCAUGUAUCAUGAAAGCUAUGCCUGCUGUAUCAUUAAGUUUUGGAGUUUUUGAGUAUAUAAAAAAAGAAUUAAAAUAAUAAAGAGAAGAAAAAUGA
This is a messenger RNA of Ichthyophthirius multifiliis, 1356 nucleotides long. Its product is annotated as solute carrier family 25, putative. Gene Ontology annotation, molecular function: ATP transmembrane transporter activity; calcium ion binding. Gene Ontology annotation, biological process: transmembrane transport. Lineage: Eukaryota; Ciliophora; Oligohymenophorea; Hymenostomatida. The transcript has a single exon. The record is from RefSeq and is a predicted model, not a curated record.